This is a messenger RNA of Coffea eugenioides, 2659 nucleotides long. RefSeq names its product dymeclin. The record is from RefSeq and is a predicted model, not a curated record. NCBI's taxonomy places the organism in Eukaryota, Viridiplantae, Streptophyta, Magnoliopsida, Gentianales, Rubiaceae. Bases 243 to 2438 code for a protein of 731 amino acids. The transcript is spliced from 18 exons. Gene Ontology annotation, biological process: Golgi organization. Gene Ontology annotation, cellular component: Golgi apparatus.
UAAUUAAUGACUCUGAUCAGAUCCAAACAUUUGCUAUUACGACUUUCCCCCAAUUUCCAUUCCCAUUCCCAUUUCUCCCUCAAAAUUCACAUUUUAAUCACAAAAUCAGUACUAAAAAUCUAUUGAUAUAUUAUACAUAUAGAUAUCUGUAUAUACAGUUCUAUCUGUAUAUAUUUCAAUUUGUGUGUGUGUGUGUGAGAGAGAGAGAGAGAGAGAGAGAGAGAGCGCGGUAGAAAAGAGCAAUGGGAGGAGUUCCUUCGACACCGCGGUGGGGCGGUGCGGCGGAGAUGAGACCGGCGGAAACGGCGGAGUACCUGAUUGGAGCAUUGGUUGGAGAGAAGUCGUAUCCGCUUGCCUCUGAUUACUGGCAGAAGCUUCUUGAGUCUCCUCUCCAUCUCCGUUGGCCUGCUCAUCGUGUUCUUCAAGCUUCUCAACUCUUCGCUCAGAACAACUGUAAAACAAGACACCUUGCCAAGAUUUUAGUCCACCUAGCAUGGUGUUUGCAAGAAUGUGUGUCUGCUUCUGGUGUGCCCUCAGCAACUCUUGUUAGAGCUCUUAAUGCAUUAUACAUCUCCUCUGUGUUCCUGAAGUACUUCAUUGAGAAUGCCAAAAGUGACCACUUUGAAGAAUUGCACCUAUCUCUAGAUGAAAAUGAGGCCAAACCAACUAGCUUCUCAAAAGAUCAAACUAUUGAACAGCUGGUCAUGCAUAGUGUGCUUAGUUUUCUAGGAAAAGUAGAUGUAAGCACCAAUACAUAUCUUCUACACCAUGAACUUCUUAACUUCAUGCUCAUUGCAAUGUCAACCCAACUUCUUAGUGGACCUUCACCAGGUCCAGAUGACAGCCACCCUUUUAUUGAUGCUAUGAUGGUUCAGGAAAGCUCUUUGGUGAGUUUGGUAGUCUCUAAGCUACUUCUAAAUUACAUCAGACGACCUAACUUCCCCAUUGAUAGUUCAUCUUACAGCAUAUUCUCAGAAGUAAAUCAGACUGGUGUGCUACAGAGAGUUGGCUCUGCAGCUGCAAAUUUUGUGCUAUUGCCGUUUAAUCUCUUUGUUGGUUCAACUGGAGAAGCUACAAGAAGUCCUUUGGCAGAGAAUAGUCUUAAUGUUCUACUUAUCCUUAUCCAUUAUCGGAAAUGUAUUGAAACGGAUUAUGUGAAAGAUAGAGGUGAUCACAGCUCAGAACCUCUCCCAAAGGAAGACGCAGGCUUUUCUGAAAACCCUUACUGCAAGGCCUUAGAAAAUGCUCAGGAUAUUGAAUUUGAUCGCCUGGACGUUGAGGGGAAUGUUCAAAAUGGUCCUCUUGUGAGAUUGCCUUUUGCUUCUCUCUUUGAUACUCUUGGCCUGUAUUUGGCUGAUGAAAGAUCUAUCCUCCUACUUUACUCAAUGGUGCAAGGGAACUCAGCUUUUCUAGAAUAUGUUUUGGUGCGAACAGACCUCGAUACCUUGUUGAUGCCCAUGCUGGAAACGCUUUAUAAUGCAUCAAGGAGGACAUCAAAUCAAAUUUACAUGGUGCUGAUCAUCCUUCUUAUACUUAGUCAGGAUUCCUCUUUCAAUGCCAGUAUUCAUAAACUGAUGCUGCCUAAUGUUCCGUGGUAUCAAGAACGGCUCCUCCAUCAAACAUCUCUUGGUUCUCUUAUGGUCAUAAUCCUCAUCAGGACUGUGAAAUACAACUUAUCUAAGCUCCGGGAUGUUUAUCUCCACACAAAUUGUCUUGCAACUCUGGCAAAUAUGGCACCCCAUGUUCAUCGGCUGAGUGCUUAUGCAUCACAGCGGUUGGUCAGCCUGUUUGAUAUGCUUGCACGAAAGUACAAUAAAUUAGCAGAAAUGUCGAAUAACAAGAUGCAUAUGCCUAAUGGUGAAUCAAGAGAAGAAGACAACCUUCCAGAAGAUACGACUGCAGAACUACAUAUUUAUACUGACUUCUUAAGAAUUGUUCUGGAAAUAUUGAAUGCAAUCCUGACGUACACUCUGCCGCGGAAUCCUGAGGUUGUUUAUGCAAUCAUGCACAGGCAGGAGGUCUUUCAACCUUUCAGGAAUCAUCCCCGUUUUAACGAGCUGCUUGAAAACAUAUUCACGGUUUUGGACUUCUUCAAUAGUCGAAUGGAUGCUCAAAAAAUGGAUGGUGAAUGGUCAGUGGAGAAAGUACUUCAGGUUAUAGUCAUCAAUUGCCGAUCCUGGAGGGGUGAAGGCAUGAAGAUGUUUACACAGUUACGUUUUACAUAUGAACAAGAGAGUCAUCCUGAAGAGUUCUUCAUUCCAUAUGUGUGGCAGCUAGUUUUGUCCUGCAGCAGUUUCAGUUUUAAUCCCAACAGCAUAAAUUUGUUUCCAGUUGACCUGCCACUGGAAAAACAGGAUAGCUUUGUGGGAGAGGACGGUCAAAAGCUUCAAAGCGGUGGGCUUAAUGGUCUUGAACAGCAGGUGGACGUAUUAGUCUGAUAGAUCUAUCCAUCGUUAGAAAACCAUGUUUGUGUAAAUAGAUACAGGCGAUAUGGUAAAUGUAUUCUUGUCAUUCUUUUUUGUUUAUAUAACCGAAGAGUGUAGAAAGCCUUCCCUUGAUGGGCAAGUUCUCUUGCCUCUGAGCCAUCACCAUUGUAAUGAAUAAGAGUUGCGGCUCAAAUUUGGUUGCAUAAUAUAGUGACAACGCUCUUUUCUCAGUU